Molecule: messenger RNA, 133 nt
Organism: Racocetra persica
Lineage: Eukaryota; Fungi; Glomeromycota; Glomeromycetes; Diversisporales; Gigasporaceae
Source: the annotation of a GenBank genome assembly
UUAACUCACAAUUAUCAUUAACUAAUAUUGAAAUUGAGUUUACUAAACAAUUAAGUAAAGAUAUUAAAACUAGAAAAGAAGAUACCUUCAGAUUAAAAGAUAUGUGGCUUUAUGAUAAUGAAUUUAAAAAAGA